Molecule: messenger RNA, 1675 nt
Organism: Diatraea saccharalis (sugarcane borer)
Lineage: Eukaryota; Metazoa; Arthropoda; Insecta; Lepidoptera; Crambidae
Source: the annotation of a GenBank genome assembly
CGACAUGUUCUUGAACCUGUGCAUCUCAAACGAGUUUACCUGGCAUUAACGGCGGGUAGUUGAAAGUGAAAGUCGAAAAUUUUUUGCUCUUGAAUUUAAAAUUAAUUAAAAAUCAAAUACAUUAAUUAAAAUCAAUAUUAUCAGCAGAUUUUAAUGUUAAGAUAAUAUACCCACCUGUCCAGUGUUAUCUCCUAACAUAAUUCACACACACACCAUGGAACAAGCAAAACAGUCUGUUUAUGAUAUCAUGACACUGUUUAACGAAAGGAUGUCUGCAUUUGAAGCUGAGCUACGGAAGACACCUCCUACUACAACUAGUUCAGCUAUUGAGGUGGAAUUUCGCUCCUUCAAAAGUUUCAUCGUUGAAGUCCUCAACAACUUACAGCGACAGCUGGAGGUUCUGGCGCACAAUGGUGAUCGGUUGGAAAUGAGAAGUCGCCGUAAAAUGGUAUUGCUGCAUGGUGUGCCUGAGAGUGAGUCAGAGGAUACAGCUCAGAUUGUGGUGCAGGUUGUGAAUAACAAGUUUAAUCACAGCACUUUCAAACUGAGUGACAUUAAGCGCUGCCAGAGAAUGGGACAGUCAGCUGGUGCUCACAAACCUAGACCCAUCAUCGUCAAAUUUCACUACGUCAUGCUCCGGGACAAGCUAUGGUUUGACAAAACGAAGCUCAAAGGAACCGGCAUCACUCUCUCGGAAUUCCUUACGCGAACGCGUCAUGUUACAUUUAUGGCAGCACGAGAGCGCUUUGGCUUGAACAAAUGUUGGACCAGGGAAGGAUAUAUAUACAUUCUCGGAUCAAAUAACUCAAAGCAUCGCAUAUCCACCAUGAGCGAACUCCUUAAAAUCGAGCAAGCAUUGUCGAAGCCGGCUGCUGUUAUACCGAAGUUACUACCGAAGGCUAGACGGGUAGCAACAAAGAAAUAGGUUUCUUUUGUUGUAUUUUUAAGUAACAAACUGUCACCAUCACUAUGAAGGUACAUACUUAAUUAUUUUUCUACUUUUGUUAUUAAAAUUAUCACAGAAAUUGCAAUAGCGUCAACAAAGUCAAUGUCACUAUGUCAAUGUCAAAUCACCUGUUAACGUCACUCACAUGGUUUUGUUGUCCUUAAGCGCAAGGGGAAUCAUGCACAUGCAGCCUUUUAAAUGAAAUGAAUAUAUAAAUAACAUUGAGAUGUCCCAACUUGCGCAUACGAUGUGCUGUAUGUACCUUUCUUAUUAUUGUCCUUGUUUUAUUAUUAUUAUUAUUAUUUUUGUUUGCUUUGUUCGUAUAAAUCAAUUCUGUGGUGUUGUAUUGUAAUUUAUUUUAUUUUAACUGUUAUACUUUUUGAGUCAGCAACCAUACUAGGGCAACUCACACAUUACAUAAUUUAUAUACCUGAUUAGAAAUGUUGCACUGGUACUGGUUGUUCAUUAGCACCGUGAUUGUUUUUUCAACUUUUGUUUAGAACAUUAUUUUGAUCUUCUACAUGCAACUGGCAGAUGGAAGUUGUGGAUUUAAAUAAACCCAUUUUUAGUAUUUAAAUAUUGUGUAUAGGUUGAUAUAUACAUAUAUUUUAUUUUAUUUUUACAUAUAUAUUAUUUUUAUAAAUAUUUUUAAUAAAUAUAUUUUUAUUAAUUCGGUAUUCCAUAUAUGGACGACAGUGAUGAUAAUGCAGAUAGUUUUUUAUCAGCUUG